CGCUGCCUCUGCUGUCGCUGCUGUUGGUCCCGUGGCUCGAGCCAGGAACAAGGUUGAGUGUGUCAGAAAUGAGAGGAGAUGAGGGCCAAAGACACCCUGAGAAACAUCAAAGACCUGGACUGCCUUUGAGGAACUUACAGAACUUAAACAUGCCUGCAUGGAACCACAGCACCAUAAAGCCGUGCUCAUACAUGAGAAGAAGUGUGGCAUGUUGGAAAAAGUACUGAACUGGAAGUAGACUUGGAUGUAGUCUUGGCUCCCUCUAACUAGUCGUUUUCCUUUCUGGGCCUUCAUUUCUUCCUGGUAAAUGAGGAAAUGGACAAACUACCGGCGUGGUCCAGCUGCCAGGUGGGAGAUUUCAGAUGGGAACAGAUUCUCCAGAUGGCAGAGAUGGUGAAGGGCCUGUCCGGGAGGUGACAGUAAAACCCUUUGCCAUCGACAUAUUUCCUGUCACCAACAAAGACUUCAGGGAGUUUGUCAGGGCAAACAAGUACCGAACAGAGGCUGAGUCAUUUGGGUGGAGCUUUGUCUUUGAAGACUUUGUCUCAGAUGAGCUGAGAAAAAAAGCAACCCAUCAAAUGAAGUCCCUCCUCUGGUGGCUUCCGGUGGAAAAGGCGUUUUGGAGGCAGCCUGCAGGUCCCGGCUCUGGCAUCCGAGAAAGACUGGAGCUCCCGGUGUUACACGUGAGCUGGAACGAUGCCCGUGCCUACUGUGCUUGGCGGGGGAAACGACUGCCCACUGAGGAGGAGUGGGAGUUUGCCGCCCGAGGGGGCCUGAAGGGUCAGGUUUACCCCUGGGGGAACCGGUUCCAGCCAAACCGCACCAACCUGUGGCAGGGGAAGUUUCCCAAAGGUGACAGGGCUGAGGAUGGCUUCCAUGGGGUCUCCCCAGUGAACGCUUUCCCCCCACAGAAUAACUACGGGCUCUACGACCUCAUGGGCAACGUGUGGGAGUGGACAGCAUCACCGUACCAGCCUGCCAGCCAGGACAUGCGCGUCCUUCGGGGGGCAUCCUGGAUUGACACGGCCGACGGCUCUGCCAAUCACCGUGCCCGAGUCACCACCAGGAUGGGCAACACCCCAGAUUCAGCCUCAGACAACCUAGGCUUCCGCUGUGCUUCCAGUGCAGGCCGCCCGCGUGGGGAGCUGUGAGCACUUUGCAGACAAGGAGAAAGGUUUCCCAUGGGCCCCGUACCAUCCCAGCCAGGCCUCAACAGAGGACACUGCAACUUCAGCUUCACCAACAGUCUCCUUCCCCUCCCCCAUCCC
Molecule: messenger RNA, 1268 nt
Organism: Loxodonta africana (African savanna elephant)
Lineage: Eukaryota; Metazoa; Chordata; Mammalia; Proboscidea; Elephantidae
Gene: SUMF2
Product: sulfatase modifying factor 2
Exons: 10
Coding region: 363-1151 (262 amino acids)
Cellular component (GO): endoplasmic reticulum
Source: RefSeq, a predicted model, not a curated record